CGUCCAAUAUAAAAAAAAAAUUAAACAAAACCAUCGCACCGCUAGAAGCAUGGCAAGCAGAUUUUUAUAAUAAUUCAAGUGAAAAUUUAUUACUGGAAAUCCGAGCACGUUAUCUACAAUGUUUGCUAAACCUUAUAAGUUAAAAUCAAAUAACACAUUAAAGAAUUCUGAAAAAAAACAUCUCGCUCAGCGUAUACAAAAUGAUUUCCCGGGUGUUACUGAGCACAAAGUUAAAGAUCUGGUCCCGGUGAAAUCAAAUAGCAGCUGUAUGAAGUUGGUGCUGCAUUCUGGUGAAACAAUAGGAGUAUAUGUAGUGGAUGGGAUACCCAUUAUCAUAGAAAAAGAAGAACAGUUAGUGCCAACUGUGUGCGCGCUCUGGAAGAUUCCAGAUCUGAUUCCAACAAUCACUAUUCACACACCUGUACUGCCAAAGGUGCUGGGUGGUGCUCCUCUGUACUUGCCAGGGGUGACACUGCCCCCCCGCGGUGUGGGCUUCCCGAUGUUCUCACGCAACACAUUAUUGGCAGCUUGCACAUCUGACAAUUCGGCUGCAGCAAUAGUGGGCCGCUGUCUGCUCUCCAGUGGGGACAUGUUGUUGAGGGCAGCUGGGACAUGUUUGGAAACUAUCCACGUAUAUGGUGAUCUGUUAUGCAAAGAAACAAAAUUUGAAAAAAUCGAAAGGCCAAAACUGGGCCCACCAUCAUACGGCGGUACUAACCCUGAGAGCAUCACAAUGGAUAUUAGUCAGUUAAGUAUACAACCAAGUGUGAAAGAAGAAUGGCCAAGUUUAGGAAAACAAACCCAACAACCAGAUCCAGUGCCGGUGCCAAAUGAACCCAAAUUGAUUCCAGACGUGCCACAAACUGAAACUAUAGAGAAUGUUGAAAAUGAAGAUAGUAUUGCAGAUGAAUGUUCACUGUCGGAGGAGUCCAGUAUACCAACUGACAUGGACGGGCUGCUGCAGUGGUGCCUGCUCUCCUUCAUCAAACUAGAGAGCAAGCGGAUAGAGCUGCCGCUCAAAACUAACUUGCUGUACAAAAACCACCUGAUGCCUCUGUGUCCUGCCGACCGAACGUUGGACGUUAAAAAGUCGAGCUACAAGAAAAUGGGGAAAUUCUUAGAGAACAUGCAACAGCAAGGACUCCUCGAAGUGCGCGAGAUAGAGAAGGGGGUGGACGCGGUGGUGAGCAUCAACGCAGCGCACCCGCUCGUGGCCGCGCACACUGUCGAGCGGCGCGUCGAGCGGGGCGGCGAGCGGAGCGUCGAGCGGGGCGGGCAGCGGGCCGGGCCGGCCGCGCCGCCGCUCGUGCGCGAGGUGCACUGCGUCACGGCCGCUGUCGUCGACCUGUUCCCGGAGCACAAGAAAGGCACCCCGCUAACGUCGUUCGAAGUACGCGCCACGCUCACGGAGUACGUGAAGUCGCGGGCGCUCGCCGCGCCGCAGCACAGGGCCGCCGUCACGCUCGACGCCCGGCUCGCCAACAUCGUCGGCAGACCUGAGCAGGAAUUCAUAAAAUGGGAGGAGUUGAUGUCAGGUGUACAGAACAAGAUGACUUCGAGUACAGAGAUGCGGUUCGCGGACGGCAGCGUCAAGCUCAUCAAGUCCAAACUGGAACCUAUUAAAAUGCAGGUUGCAACCAGGAGCGGUAACAAAAAGGUAACCCUGGUAUCGAACCUCGAGUCUUUCGGAUUCAACUUGCAAGUCCUGAGCCAAGAGUGCCAACAUGGGGUGGCGGCCUCCUGCGGGGUGACCCGGUCGCCUGGCGCCAAAUAUGAUCAGCUAAUGCUGCAAGGAGAUCAGACUCAUUAUGUGGCGAAAUUGUUAAUCGAGAAGUAUGGGUUACCUAAGAAAUUUGUGGAGGGCGCCGACAAGGCCCUGAAGAAGAAAAAAGGAUAAAUAUACAAUACUUAUGAAAUUAAUUAAAAAAAAUGUGAUAUUACACUAAGUGGUAUAAUAAAACACAUACUAAGGCC
This is a messenger RNA of Galleria mellonella (greater wax moth), 1974 nucleotides long. It is a transcript of the gene eIF2D, whose product is annotated as eukaryotic translation initiation factor 2D. Gene Ontology annotation, biological process: translational initiation; formation of translation preinitiation complex. The coding region runs from base 119 to 1897 and encodes 592 amino acids. The transcript has 12 exons. NCBI's taxonomy places the organism in Eukaryota, Metazoa, Arthropoda, Insecta, Lepidoptera, Pyralidae. The record is from RefSeq and is a predicted model, not a curated record. Gene Ontology annotation, molecular function: translation initiation factor activity.